Molecule: messenger RNA, 4296 nt
Organism: Antechinus flavipes (yellow-footed antechinus)
Lineage: Eukaryota; Metazoa; Chordata; Mammalia; Dasyuromorphia; Dasyuridae
Gene: SMIM34
Product: small integral membrane protein 34
Exons: 3
Coding region: 1-306 (101 amino acids)
Source: RefSeq, a predicted model, not a curated record
AUGCGUCUAGAAGCCAAAGUGACUGAAUGGAUCCCUCAAAUUGCUUCAAACAAAACCCAAGCCAACACUAUACUGCAGCAUUUGACUAAGAAUUUCAUAGAAGAAAAGAAUCAUACUAAUUCCACCAGAGCCUUGAAAUUUCCAGAUGGGACAAGUGCUACUUGGUAUAUACUUACCAUCUUUGGUAUAUAUGGCAUCAUAUUUUUCUUUUUGUUGGCCAGCAAUAUCCUCCAGAAUGAAAAGCGCUUGGAAGAUAUUUAUUAUCCAAAUCUCACAACUGAGCUUAAAGUAAGUGGGUAUGGCUGAAAGAUUUUUAGAGGGAUCCCUCCUCUAUGCUUAAUUUCUCUUGGUUAUUUCACUAACAGGUAGUAAAGUGGUACUACUUUAUUUUUCUCUUUUAUUUAUUUUUUAUUUUAUUAAAGCUUUUUAUUUUCAAAACAUAAUGUAUAACAAGUUUUUAAUGUUGACCCUUGUGUUCCAAAUUUUCCCCCCUUCCCCUCACUGCCUCCCCUGGCAAGUAAUCCAAUAUAGUAAACAUGUACAAUUCUUCUAUACAUAUUUCUACAAUUAUAGUGCUGCACAAGAAAAAUCAGAUCAAAAAAGAAAAAAAUGAGAAGGAAAACAAAAUGCAAGCAAACAGCAACCCAAAAGAGUGAAAAUGCUAUGUUGUGAUCCACUCUCAGUUACCACAGUCCUCUCUCUGGGCACUCUCUUCAUCACAAGAUCAUUGGAAUACUCAUCUCAUUGUUGAAAAUAACCACUUAUUUUAGGACAAUUGUCUUUAAUUAUUUAUUCUGUUAUUAUAUCAAAAUUUUUUUCAGGUAGCUCAAUUAUUUUUAUGUUUUCUCUUCUCUAUCUGUUCUCCAGAUCUGUUAUUUUUCUUAUGUCUUUCCAGAUGGAUGAAGGAAAAAAAAGCAGUAACAGCAAUGUUCUCUGUCUUGCUCUCUCAAACCAUGUAUGGCUUUCUCUCACAUCUUAUAUCUGGUAGGAUCUGGCAAGGUCUUAGGUCAAAAUAACCCAAUUUCAUCCUAUUUAUAGGCAUAGUGGGGAAAACAAUUUAUUAUUUAUUUAUAUUAUUUUAACCUAAUUUUGUGCGACUGGAAAUGAUCUACUUCAAGACUGUAGGAUUAACUAAGCUCAGAGGAUUUCACAUUCAAUAGGCACAGACUUAAAGGUGAAAUACAGAAAUUUAUUACUCCUCAGAAUCUUGAUUUAAACAGGAUAUAAAAAAGAGAAAAAUUGUAGUAUAAAAUUAAUGUGCAAUUAACAAACACAGUGAUCACCAAGAUAAUAUAAUAAACAGACAAUAGACAACAUACAACCUACAUCAUCAUCACUACAAGGAAACGUCAAUAUCUGAAUUCCAAUAGCUGGAAGAACUUGGGUCAUAGCUAUCAAGAGUCUUAAGAUGGGAAGCUUUGUUAGGCAAGUGGUACCCAACCUCCUAACUGAGUUCCCCAAGUCCCUUUACACUAAGAGGAUUUUAUAGUCUAAGAACAAAGAAGGCACCAUGCUAAAUCUUCUCAGUUGAUACAUGACCCUUGAGACAUAGCAGCCUCCCCUUAGGUACAAGGAAUGCUCUAUCACAAGAGGUCCCAUCAAAAAGAAUAUUUGUUUAUUCCUUUAGGAGGAUUAUGUUUACUCCAGGCAGUGGCCAGAUUUCCAGGGUAAACACAGACUUAUCAUAAAGAAUGUUCAUUAAUCAAGGGACCAGGAAGAUGGUCAAUUUUCUUAAUGUUUCCUGAAAUCUAUUAGAUAACUGGGAGCAUGUUCCAAAGUUCUCAGCAAACAAAUUUACAUAAAGGCAUAACUGAGACUCACUGGGAUUCCUCACUAGGAUUCCCUACAGUAGAAGUGAUGCUGACCUCAGAAAUACCUAAGGGAAGCCAGAGACACUGUAAAAAACACUUAGAUCCUGCUCAGGUAUGAUUUUGUGUCUGCCCACCCAGAUCUUGAGCUCACCAAAAAAAGCUUGUGUUUAGGAUUCUCCAAUAUCUUGUGUUUUAGCUUUGCCCAAAUUUUAUUAAAUGUUUAUACAUACUUGCUGAUAUACAUCUCAAGCAACCUUACCAGAAAAUUGCCCUUUUUUAUAAACUGUUUAAUAGUUAUUUGCUGGCCACCCAGCUGUUUGUCCUUACACCUUUGCUUAAUAUUUAUAUCAGUGUUUCUCAAACUUUUCUUCUCAGUAUUCCUUUAUACUAUUAAAACUUAUUGAGAAUCUGUCCAAAGAAUUUUUGUUUAUGUGCAUUAUAUUUUAUAGAUAGUUACAUAUGACCAUAUUUUUACAUAUAUUAUUUUUAUAAAUGAAUUUGUAGACCCUCUGAAAGGGUUUCAGAGACCCUAGAAUUCUUUGGACCACACUUUGAAAACCACUAAUCUAUAUAAUAUAAACCCCAUAGAGACUCAAAAGAGAAUCCACACUUUUUCCACUUCUCUUGGCCAAAUGAUAAUAAAAUUAUUUUUUCAGGUUUCAGGAUUUGUUUUUGACUGACAGAAUACUUAUGUCUCUAAGGUUAGCAUUAUGUCCUCAAUGCACAGAAGUCAUAAAUGAAUAAAUGAAUUUUUAUUUUUAUAGUUCUAGUUGCCUUGUAGCUAGACUCACUCACCAGCAAUAUGAUUUUUGGUUUUCAUGUAUAUACACAUAUGAAGGCUGAGGUAAUUGGGAUUAAGUGAUUUGCCCAGGAUCACACAGCUAGGAAGUAGGAAGUGUUAAGUGUCCGAGGUGAGAUCUGAAUUCAGGUACUCCUGACUUCAGGGCUGGUGCUCUAUCCACUGUGCCACCUAGCUGCCCCAAAGUAAUUUUAAAUAGUCAUUUGAAUUGAGCUGGAAAUUAUUCCCUCCUCCAAUAUUAUUAUAAAUGAUAAUCACUGAGCCUCUGAAGCUAAGUAAAAGGUAUGAAACUCUUCCCAAAGAGAAGAAAGCUUGACAUUAUUAGGAGGAAGUAGCUCUUUGUCUUCUAAGGAAUAAUUAUGUGGCUCUACAGGUGCUCUCAGGUGAGAUUUCACCAAUAAAAGUCUGAGGAAGAAGAAACACUAGUGGUUAUUAAGUGACUUCCUGUUGAGCAGUAUUAAGGCAGUUACUUGUCUUCAGAACAGAACAUAAGUGUGCCUUGUGGAUAAGGCAUAUAUCUAAGACAUAAUAAAGAACCUCCCUUGUAAGACAUGUCAAACCAGAUGAUUAUGAUACAAUUCUAAUGACUUAAUUGGUCACAAAUGAUACUCCAGGACAAAACUAGAAAGCAGUGUUAAAGAUGAAUAGAAAUCUUGAGCAUUUUUUUGUGUUUAGAAUUUAUGUUGAGAGAGAAAGAGAAAAAGAGAGAGGAAAUAAAAGAAUAAAAGAAACAAAAAGGAAGCCCAUUAAUUUAGGAACAGCAGGACAAAAAUUAUGAAAUUUUAACAUGAAAAUAUGAUAACUGUACCAAAAGAAGUGAUGAAUGUGAGAAAUUCAGAGAAACAAGGAAAAACCUAAUUGAGGUUUAUUCAGGUUGAAAGUUAAAACUCAAUAUAAGUUAAGGAGAUGAUAAGAGAGCACUCUUGAUAAGUUCAAGUCACCAGGUGUGACCAAAUAGCACUUUGAGGAUUUGAAAGAAAUAGAUGAUGUUAUUGCUAAAUCAUAGAACUGGAGAAAGCAAAAGUCAUAUUUUUUUAAGAGAGGGAAAAGGCAGGGGGAUCUGAAAAUUAUAUGGCAGUAAGUUUAACUUUGACUCUUGGUGAAAUUUUAGAACACAUUAUUAGAGGAAUAAUAAUUAAAUAUCUAGAAAAUGAAGUAGUUAUCACAAAGCAUCAGCAUGACUUCAUCAUUUCUUGACAAAGAUACUGGAGUGGUUUACCAUUUCCUUCUCUAGUUCAUUUAUAAAUGAGAAAACUGAAGUAAACAGGAUUAAAUGAGUUGCCCAGAGCCACACAGCUAGUAAAGUUGGAUUUGAACUCGGGAAGAUGAGUCAGGAAGAUUCAUUCUGUUCACUUCACCAUUUAGCUGCCUCAGUAGUUAAGUUGUACAGUAUGUAAGUUUGCUUGGAGUACAGGGGGUAGGAAAGGGAGUAACAUAAGUAAGAAUGAAAAGAUAGACUAAGGUCUUCUUCCUUUGUGGUGGUAAAACUAUUAUACUCUGCUUUCAAUUCCUCUCUUAAGAUAUCAUUCAGAGGGAUCAUUUUGAUAACACUGUCAAGAGGCAAUUCCUUCAGAUUUAUUGUACAGCUCCCUAAAUGCUAAGCAAAACAUAUUUGCUUGCAGGAUUUAGUACCCACUAAAGACUAUCCUAGAACCUAUCUAUCUAGAAUAUUUCUUUUAUGUCUUU